UGAGAGCUAUUCGCAGUGCUCACUUCAGACGCUCCGCUCUGCAUCACAUAAAGAUAAGGUUAAUCCCGAAAUGAUGAGGACAUUGAUAUUUGCGUUCUGCAUCAUUCUUAUCAUCGCCAAUUCCUUGGCGGCUCCUGCUCCACAAGAUUUCCUUGGGGACUCUCCCCAACCGCCUGAUGGAGAGACUGGCCACAUACAUCCACGGAAAGGGAAGAGAGAGUCUGGUAUAGCAUCAGUGCCGCAGAGUGAACUUACUUCUGAUGAUGCUGAAGAUCCAAAUAUGCAUUUUUUUAGUCGACCACAGUUCAAUGGAGGAAAUGGCAUGCGUGGGCCAAGAAGAGGAAGAAGGGAUUUUAACAUCAUUCCACAAAGUGAGCUGAGUUCACGCGACGAAACAGAUCCAGUCGCGCAGAACUACAUAACGAGAGAGCUGCCUGGUGGUGGAGCUGGGAGACGGCCAAGAAAAGGUGACAUGUGGUCAGAUUUUGAUCAGGAGGCGAAGACAGCUAUCGAGAAAGCUCUUCAAGAUAAUCUUCCUUUUAGUGAUCAUGAUACCAAAACUAUUUGGGAAGAGAUGACUGACGACUUGUACAUGUGAGAUGUAAAGACAGUGGCCAAAGGUUGAUGGGAACUUGUGUUCAGCGUCGUCUGCUUCGCCAUCAGUCAGUUAUUGGGGCAAACGAUCCUGAUUUCAAUUAUGACGAGUGUGACUUGGCGGCCUCGCCUUAUUCAGAUUAGUUUUCCAUGUGCAGAACGUUUCGGGGACGUUCUUGUUUUUUUUUUGUUGUUGUUGUUGUUGUUGUCGCAAGAAGCGAGUGAAGUUGUUAGCAUUAAAACCGGAAUUUCAGAGA
Molecule: messenger RNA, 851 nt
Organism: Stylophora pistillata
Lineage: Eukaryota; Metazoa; Cnidaria; Anthozoa; Scleractinia; Pocilloporidae
Source: RefSeq, a predicted model, not a curated record